GAGUUGAGGUCAGUCAGCAUUCGCGAAUCGCUCCGGUCUUAGAUUUGCACGGGAGACUUGAACCCUUUUCUCCUCCUUUUGUGUAGAGUAGGAUUAUCAAAUAGUAUAAGGAGUGCAAUUCAAAUUAGCUUUUGAACUGAAUUACAUACGGAGUGUGAUUGAAAUUCAUAUUGGGCCGUAGGCAAGUGUGACCGGAUAAAGCUCACUUCUCAUUUGAUUCUUCUUGUUCGUUGAUCUAUCUUGAUGACACAGAAACAAGCAAAGGUACCAAACAUGGAUUCAUCCUCACUGCUAUACAGCCAGCUCAAGGCCGCGGAGCCCUUCUUCUUACUCGCUGGUCCCAAUGUGAUUGAAUCUGAGGAUCAUAUUCUUUACAUGGCCAAGCACUUGAAGGCCCUGACAUCCAAACUUGGGCUAAAGUUUGUAUUCAAGUCAAGCUUUGACAAAGCUAAUCGCACUUCCUCCAAAUCAUUCCGUGGUCCUGGCAUGUACGAAGGUUUGAAGAUCCUUGAAAGGGUGAAAACAAUUUAUGAUGUACCCGUGGUGACUGAUGUUCAUGAAAGCAUUCAGUGUGAAGCAGUGGGGAGGGUUGCUGAUAUAAUUCAAAUUCCUGCUUUCUUAUGCCGGCAGACAGACCUCCUUGUUGCAGCUGCCAACACUGGCAAAAUAAUCAAUAUCAAGAAAGGGCAGUUUUGUGCACCAUCUGUCAUGUUAAAUUCUGCUGAAAAGGUCAGAUUGGCUGGAAACGACAAUGUAAUGGUUUGCGAGAGAGGCACCAUGUUUGGCUAUAAUGACUUGAUAGUUGAUCCACGGAACUUAGAAUGGAUGAGAGAAGCAAAUUGUCCAGUGGUGGCUGAUAUAACACAUUCUUUGCAACAACCUGCUGGAAAGAAGUUGGAUGGGGGAGGUGUUGCUAGUGGCGGUCUUCGUGAAUUGAUUCCUUGCAUUGCCAGGACAGCCGUUGCUGUAGGAGUGGAUGGGCUUUUUAUGGAGGUGCAUAAUGAUCCUCUAAAUGCUCCAGUAGAUGGUCCUACACAGUGGCCUCUUCGCCAUUUGGAAGAACUGCUGGAAGAGCUAAUGGCAAUCAGUGGGGUUAGCAAAGGGAAGAAACCAUUCAAACUUGACCUCACCCCAUUCCGUGAUUAGAUUUCUUGAUUGUGAGAAGAAUCCAAAUGCAGAAAUAUAUGGAAUAUACUUCCAUUGGUCUUAUAAUGCAUAUCUGCUGCUGCAAGGGAAAUAGCUGCAAAGUUUUGAUUGUAUGAACAAUUUAAUUUAAUAGGUACAAUAAAAUAAUCGCCCUAAAUAUGAAUAAAAAUAAUGUGAUAUUCCAAAACAGGACCAUGUUUUGUUUAAAUUGGAGUCAUCAUUGUUUUUUGUAAAAUAUUGCCAAUUUUGGCGGCAUAAUUUGGAAAGUAAUCAACUACUCCGUCUACUUAGGCAAAAAAUAUUUGCCCCUACCGUAGAAUAUCAAACCGUUUUGUAUCCCUAUUUCGAGAAAUUUCAGCUUUUGUUAAUCUAAAUGCAUUAAGUUUCUUGCUCUAAAG
Messenger RNA from Cuscuta europaea, 1544 nucleotides. Lineage: Eukaryota; Viridiplantae; Streptophyta; Magnoliopsida; Solanales; Convolvulaceae. The record is from the annotation of a GenBank genome assembly.